Messenger RNA from Perca fluviatilis (European perch), 2023 nucleotides. RefSeq names its product zinc finger protein 664-like. Gene Ontology annotation, molecular function: DNA-binding transcription factor activity, RNA polymerase II-specific; RNA polymerase II cis-regulatory region sequence-specific DNA binding. Gene Ontology annotation, biological process: central nervous system development; regulation of transcription by RNA polymerase II. Lineage: Eukaryota; Metazoa; Chordata; Actinopteri; Perciformes; Percidae. The coding region runs from base 29 to 574 and encodes 181 amino acids. The transcript is spliced from 2 exons. Gene Ontology annotation, cellular component: nucleus. The record is from RefSeq and is a predicted model, not a curated record.
GUUCCCAUUCACUCCUGUCUCUGUGAAGAUGAUGAAGAGGAAGAAAUGGAGAGGAAGAAAGGAACCCAAGCGUUAUAGCUGUCAACACUGUGACAAAUCCUUCACAACAUCUGGAUAUUUAAAGAUUCAUCAGAGAGUUCACACUGGACAGAAUCUACACAGCUGUGAUCAAUGUGGGGCAGCUUUCACACGACAGAGUAGCCUAAAACCACAUCAACGUAUUCAUACUAAAGAAAAGCCGUACAGCUGUGAUCAAUGUGGGGCAGCUUUCACACAACAGGGUAACCUAAAAAAACAUCAACGCAUUCACACUGGAGAGAAGCCGUACAGCUGUGAUCAAUGUGAGGCAGCUUUCACAAGUCAGAGUAACUUAAAAAUACAUCAACGCAUUCACACUGGAGAGAAGCCGUACUCGUGUGAACAAUGUGGGAAAACUUUUUCUCGGAGUCAUCACCUUGAAAUGCACCAACGUGUUCACACUGGAGAGAAGCCGUAUUGGUGUGAACAAUGUGGGAAAACUUUUUCUCACAGUAAUAGCCUUAAAAACCACCAGCGCAUUCACACUGCCUCGUGAACAUGUUUUCAGAGCCAAGCACUGUACGUUAUUGUUACUUUCUUUUGAAGGGUUAGUCCUAUUAGAAGUGGGUCAAAUGCUGUUUCUCCUGAUGCUGUGUGUUUUAGUGAUCACUUACUGAGAAUAUAUUUUCUCAUAUAAAAAAAGCUGCAUAUAAAACAAAAACAGCUCCUUAUGAAAAAAUAUACACGUUACAGUCAGGUAGCUUUGUGUAGCCCUUGACGUCCAGCCGUCUGCUGUCAGAGCAACAGCUGGUGCUUCGGACAAUUGGUUCUCUAUUUGGGUUUUGCUUUUUUGUACAACACAGGAAUUAUGGUCUGGCCGAAAUGGGCUCGUGAAGGAAUAGUGUAACGGGGCUCAAUUACUUUAACCUUGUUCGUAAAACCUGUGUAUUUCACUACAGAGUAGGGUCUCCUAUCCGCGGCUAUAAAUGUACCAAUCGCAGCAGUGAUGUCUUUUGCCCUGUUUGAAUCAGUUGGAAAUUGCUGCUUAAAUGCUGUGUGAAUGUUAAAUGCUGAAAGGCUGAUUACAAUGCAUUGCUGGCUUGAAUGUCGAUAGAUAGAUAGAUAGAUAGAUAGAUAGAUAGAUAGAUAGAUAGAUAGAUAGAUAGAUGAACUCACUUAAAUUGUCAUGUCAGAGCUGGCAAAAAUUAUGUUUUGCAGUGGUCUAUCCUAACGCCCCCUAAUACACGCCAUGGUUCAGAUAAAGGAUCUUUGAUGUUCACAAAAUUUUAAGGAACAUGUAUAAAAAUAAUUAGUUUUUUUCACCUGACAGGAAGUCAAUCAUCUUGGAUUUUGUGCACAAAUUUUUAUUCUGCGAACAUGUUUAAGGACUUUAGAAUGCAGAAAAACUCUCAAAACCUUGCAGCCAUGUUCAAACCAGUAACUUUAACAGUGUUUCCCACAGGUGGUGGUGGGUCGCGCCAGAUGUGAAGGCGCGGUGCAUGAUGGCUGGGUACAGUAAUAAACUAGUCAAACGAAGGUGAAAACAAUGACCAUAUAACAUCAGACAAUUUAGAAAUAAAUAUCUAUUUACAUACUAGAAAAUGCGUGGGAAUGCUGAAUAGCUGAAUUGCUAAAGCUAAACUGGAUGAAUAGCUUAAAUCCGUAAGAAGAAGUUGAAGAAGUGAGAAUAGUUGAAAAAGUGGAAAUCUGUUUAAUAAGUAUGAAUUUCCUUAAAAAGUUAAAUGGAGUUCUGAAUGUAUUAAGCAUGGAAGACUUACAAAUGCUAUGAGAAACAUGUAUUAAAAUGCCGAAAUUAAAAAAAAAAUGUUUAAAAAAUCUCAAAUGGAUUGCACUGCUGAAAAACUUGGAAUUUGAAAUGUAAAAUUGUCAGUUGGAAGCUGAACUGCAUUACCUUAAUAAGCUAACAGCGGAAAAACAUUUCAACAAAAGCUGGAAGCUAAAAUGUAAUAUUGUCAAAAGUGGAAGUUCAAAUAAAUUGACUAAA